AUGGAACUCAACCGAAAACAUUUUCGCGCCAUAAUUUAUUACAAGUUUCAGAGACGAUUAUCGCAACAAGAAUGCCUUGAUGAGUUACUGUCUGUUUUCGGCAACGAAGCGCCACAUCAGUCGACAAUUUUCCGUUGGUAUGGAGAAUUCAAACGUGGACGGGUGAGUCUUAACGGCGAUCCCAGGGUGGGUGCACCAAAAACGGCAGUCACCCAGGAAAACGUCGAUGCAAUUCAAAAAAUUUUAUAUGAAGAAUUAGGAGUAAGAAAAUUAGUUUCUCGUUGGAUACCCCACCUGUUGACUGAAGAGCGGAAAGCAGCCAGGGUUAAUUGGUGUCAAAAAACGCUUGACCGUUUCAAUUCCGGAAACUCAAAGAAUGUGUACAGCAUUGUUAGUGGUGAUGAAUCUGUUUCGAAAAAGAUGGACGCGACAUUUGUGUCAAAAGCGGGUCAUAUUGCAACAAUUCCUCUUAAUGAGCAAAGAACUGUUACUGCGGACUGGUAUACCAUCAUUUCUUCGAAAAUCAACCCCGAAAGAAGAAUCAUCGUCCACCAAGACAGUGCAAGCUCGCACACAACAAGCCAGUAUUUAACGGAAGAAAGCGUGGAAUUAUUGGACCAUCCUCCAUAUAGUCCCGGUCUAAGUCCUAACGAUUUCUUUACUUUCCCGAAAAUUAAAAACAGACUGCGUGGUCAAAGGUUCCAGUCACCAGAAGAAGCAGUUAACGCAUUCAAAUAUGCCGUUUUGGAUCUGCCAGCAAACGAGUGGAAUAAGUGCUUCGAAAAUUGGUUCGAGCGCAUGCAGAUGUGUAUUAAUCUUCGUGGACAAUACUUCGAAAAACAAUAA
Acanthoscelides obtectus is the source of this 846-nucleotide messenger RNA. The record is from the annotation of a GenBank genome assembly. NCBI's taxonomy places the organism in Eukaryota, Metazoa, Arthropoda, Insecta, Coleoptera, Chrysomelidae.